CGCGUCGUGUGUCAUUCUCGUGCCACGACGCCGACGACAUGAACACGAUCUUCACCCAGUGCGAGAGCCCCGAGGCCCAGCCCAUGUACACCUGCGAGGUGUGCAAGAUCAGCAUGCGCUCGGCCAAGAAGCUCGAAGACCACGUCAACCACUCGCCGCUGCAUAAGGCGGCGAUGCAGGAGUCGGAGCUCGCGUUCCAGCUCGAGCUCAACGGCAGGCGCGAUAUCCGCCCGAGCUCGCCGUGCCGCCAGCGCCUUAUUUACGAUGGCAAUAAGCUGUUUUGGCGCAUCAACGAGACGCUUGAGCUGCACAUGUACGAAGCCAUCAACGUCCGCACCAUCACCGUCUUGGCUCAAAAGGAUCACUCGCGCGAUAAAAUCAAGCCGCUCGUCCUCGACUUGGCGCUUUUGCACAAAUGCAUUGCGAGCUCCAGUACGGCAGCGGAAAGCAAGCAGCAACCGAAUGAGGACAUGAGCGCAGCCGCCAAGCGCGAGGCUACGAUCAAGUACAUUUUGACGCGGCUUCAAGCCACCAAGGACAGCGGUGAUGUCAUUUCACUCUACAUUCAAAAGCAAAACGGCGAUGUUUGCGACCCGACGACGACCGCCGACGCGGGGCGAACGUACACGAUCGAGCCCGAUUCCCAAGUGCCCCGGCGCCGUCACACGUACGACGAAGCCAAAGUCGUUCAGAAAGACCUUGAUCACCACACGGAAGCGCUCAAGUCAUCGCGCCGGGUCGCCGAGAAGCACAGUGACAGCAUUCGCUUGGCGCUCGACGCGUUCAUCGACCUCAGCACGUCCGUCAAGACGCGGCCGCAUGACGGCGGCAUGUCGUGGCUCGGGGCGUACAGCCGCGUGCGCCAGCGCAACACGGUUGAAGUCUUCAAAGAACGCAUGAAGCACGGCCACGACGGCCCGCGAUCGCCGUCGUCCAAGCCAACCGACCACAGCGAGUACAAAUCCUAAGCGCCAUCGUCCUUUCUAAACGCUUUAUAUACCUUGCAUUUUAUUCC
Molecule: messenger RNA, 1015 nt
Organism: Saprolegnia diclina VS20
Lineage: Eukaryota; Oomycota; Saprolegniomycetes; Saprolegniales; Saprolegniaceae
Exons: 6
Coding region: 39-968 (309 amino acids)
Source: RefSeq, a predicted model, not a curated record